AUGGCUACAGCUAGCAAGGACCAGACGGCCAAGCCGAGUGCUCUGCGCUCCGUUCUCGCUGGAUCUACUGCUGGAGCUGUGGAGAUUGGUAAGGAUCCCAGCCUGUCUAUCACCUACCCAGCUGAGUUCGCAAAGACCCGCACACAACUGAAUCGCCGACUCCCCGAUGGCCAGAAACUACCAUGGCCGCCAUUCGGCGCGCAAUGGUACGCUGGAUGCACAACAUUGAUUAUUGGAAACUCCCUGAAAGCUGGAAUUCGAUUUGUUGCGUUCGACGCUAUCAAAGCCUCUCUGUCAGAUGAAAACGGCAAAAUCUCAGGACCAAGGACAGUCAUAGCUGGUUUUGGCGCAGGCUUCACUGAGUCUUUGCUUGCUGUCACUCCCUUCGAGAGUAUUAAGACUCAAAUAAUUGACGACCGCAAAUCCGCAAAGCCCCGGAUGAACGGUUUCUUGCAUGGCAGCAAGCUUAUUUGGCAGGAGAGAGGUAUCCGAGGUUUCUUCCAGGGCUUCGUACCCACGACGGCACGGCAGGCAGCCAAUUCGGCCACGCGAUUCACUGCCUAUACUACCUUGAAGCAGUUUGCAGAGGGCUAUGUGGCCCCAGGAGAGAAACUCGGGACACUCAGCACAUUCGCCAUUGGAGGAGUUGCCGGUAUAAUUACCGUUUAUGUGACUCAACCGCUGGAUACAGUGAAAACGCGAAUGCAAUCCAUUGAGGCCAGUAAGAACUAUCGGAACAGCUUUGCCUGUGCUGCAAGCAUUUUCAAGAAUGAAGGCUUCUUCACCUUGUGGUCCGGCGCCAUGCCCCGACUGGCUCGGCUGAUUCUGAGCGGAGGCAUUGUGUUUACCAUGUACGAAAAAUCAAUUGAGCUUUUUGACGUCUUGGAUCCCCAGCGAAAGUACAUAUAA
Messenger RNA from Penicillium taxi, 909 nucleotides. Its product is annotated as putative mitochondrial tricarboxylate transporter (Ctp). The coding region runs from base 1 to 909 and encodes 302 amino acids. The record is from RefSeq and is a predicted model, not a curated record. The transcript is spliced from 8 exons. NCBI's taxonomy places the organism in Eukaryota, Fungi, Ascomycota, Eurotiomycetes, Eurotiales, Aspergillaceae. Gene Ontology annotation, biological process: mitochondrial citrate transmembrane transport.